AUGCAGUUGGAGCGUCUUCGACAACAGGAGACUGAAGUGCGUUGGCUCGAUCCAGAUGAUGUUACCGUUUGCUUCGCCUGUAACAUUGAAUUUCCCUCUGGCCCAGUUGUUUCUUCACGUAAACAGCAUUGUCGCCACUGUGGCAAAAUCUUUUGUACAGAAUGCCUUCAGCACGUUGUUCCUUGUGGGCCAAAGUCUCGUCCAGCCUCUGUCUGUUCGGUCUGUCAUACGCUGCUAAACAAAAAUGUCGCACCAUUUUUCAGUAGUCCAAGUCCAAACGCCAUGGCAAGAACUAAUAUUUCUAUGCACAACAAUACGUCCCAGCCACUUCUAAACUCCUCUUUGGCCACUGGAUCACCUCAAGCUUCGAAUCCAUCCGGAUCCCAAAAACCUGUAGAUUCAUUUGCGACCCAGGCCUCGUUGCCAGUUUCCACUCUAAAACCUCAUCAACACAGGCAGCACUCCGGUGACACAAGUUCUCAUAUAUCUGAGUUCCAUCCCGAAUUUCCUAUUACAAUAUCUAGCUCGAAUUCGCCUGUUUACUCUAUAUCAUUGACGACCCAAGCAUUAGUUAAUGAACCUAAUCUAUCUCCCCUCAACUCAUCUACGCAAUGUGAUCAGCCAAAUUAUAGUAAUGUAAAUUUAACUCCUGCUGAUGAUAAAGUUUCUGAGGCAAAUAUUGGCUCUUCACCUUCAGACGAUGACGAAAAGUUGUUGUCAUGA
Protopolystoma xenopodis is the source of this 723-nucleotide messenger RNA. Lineage: Eukaryota; Metazoa; Platyhelminthes; Monogenea; Polystomatidea; Polystomatidae. The record is from the annotation of a GenBank genome assembly.